Molecule: messenger RNA, 1947 nt
Organism: Fukomys damarensis (Damara mole-rat)
Lineage: Eukaryota; Metazoa; Chordata; Mammalia; Rodentia; Bathyergidae
Gene: Acy1
Product: aminoacylase 1
Exons: 14
Coding region: 15-1241 (408 amino acids)
Biological process (GO): amino acid metabolic process
Cellular component (GO): cytoplasm
Molecular function (GO): aminoacylase activity
Source: RefSeq, a predicted model, not a curated record
CACAUCACGCAGCCAUGGCUAGCAAGAGUCCUGAGUGCGAGCACCCGUCCGUGACGCUUUUCCGACGGUACCUGCGCAUCCGUACAGUUCAACCUGAGCCCGACUACGGAGCUGCUGUGGCCUUCCUUGAGGAGAGGGGCCACCAGCUGGGCCUGAACUGUCAGAAAGUGGAGGUGGCACCUGGCUAUGUGGUUGUUGUGCUGACUUGGCCAGGCACCAAUCCUACAUUCUCCUCCAUCUUACUCAACUCCCACAUGGAUGUGGUGCCUGUCUUCAAGGAACAUUGGAGUCAUGACCCUUUUGAGGCCUUCAAGGAUCCUGAGGGCUACAUCUACGCCAGGGGCACUCAAGACAUGAAGAGUGUCGGCAUCCAGUAUUUGGAGGCUGUGAAGAGGCUGAAGGAUGAGGGCCACCGUUUUCCUAGAACCAUCCAUAUUACUUUUGUGCCUGAUGAGGAAGUUGGAGGUUCUAAAGGCAUGCAGGCAUUCAUACAGCGGCCUGAGUUCCAGUCCCUGAGAGUAGGCUUUGCCCUGGAUGAAGGCCUGGCCAACCCCAUGGAUGCCUUCACUGUCUUUUAUAGUGAGCGGGCUGUCUGGUGGGUGCGGUUCAUCAGCACUGGGAGGCCAGGCCAUGGCUCACGCUUCAUUGAGGACACGGCAGCAGAGAAGCUGCACAAGGUCAUGAGCUCUGUCCUGGCAUUCCGGGAGAAGGAGAAGCAGAGGCUGCAAUCAGACCCUCACCUGAAGGACGGGGCCGUGACCUGUGUGAACCUGACGAAGAUAGAGGGUGGGGUGGCAUUGAAUGUGGUACCAGCCACUAUGAGUGCUGUCUUUGACUUUCGAAUCGCACCAGAUGUGGACCUGGAGGCUUUUGAGAAGCAACUGCAAAGAUGGUGCCAGGAAGCUGGUGAGGGGGUCACCUUCGAGUUUGCUCAGAAAUGGACAGACCCCCGAAUAACCUCUACUGAUGAUGCAGACCCAUGGUGGGCAGCUUUCAGCGGGAGCUGCAAGGACAUGAACCUCACACUGGAGCUGGAGAUCUUUCCUGCUGCCACGGACAGCCGCUAUAUCCGUGCGGCAGGAGUCCCAGCUCUGGGCUUCUCACCCAUGAACCGUACACCGGUGCUACUACAUGACCAUGACGAGCGACUGCAUGAGGCCGUGUUCCUCCGGGGAAUUGACAUAUACACACACCUGCUGCCUUCCCUGGCCAGUGUGCCCGCCCUGCCCACUGAGCACUGAGCCCUAGACGUCCCCCAGCCUCUUCCCUGGAACUUCCCCCCCAAGCAGGGCAAGAACUUCCUCUUCCUCUGCCCAGUUAAAUCUGUGUGGACAGAGGCUGCACCUGAAGUUUUAAGUGCAGACAUCCAUGGAGAAGGGGUCCUCAUUUCUCUGGUGAUGUGCAGUUACCAUCCCCAUUUCACGGAUGCGGUCAAUCUGGCUCUAAGCUCUUGCCUACCAGAGCACAAUGCUCUGUACUCGACAUAAUAGUCCAGUAUCACUGAGCCACACCUACCCACCAAUAAGGAGCCUUAGUUCCUGUGCUCAGUGGCCACCAUGCUUAAAUUUGACCUGUGUGGGUGGGGACACUACUCCCAUUUUAAGGGGAUACCAAGAUAAGCUCCUCAGGAUACUACUAGCUUUCUUGGGGGUACCCUUGGGACCCUAGGGCAGGAUCAGAAUUGGGCCAACUGGGCCCUGCCAUUUGUGGAACAGCUUACAAGGUAUGAAUGCUUAUUUUGUUAGCGUGUUUUGUCAAGACCCAUGGGCUGUGGUAUGGGGAGAUGCAGACUGGCCAGUGGUCAUGGAUCAGUGUGUGUGGAGGGGCCCAGGAGUUGGCCUUUAGUCUCGGUGCCUGUGGGACUCCUUUGAUGACUAAGCCAACAAUCAUUUUGGUUGUGACCGUCCUUUUGCCUGCCAGGUGACCCUGCCUAGUGUUCCAAACCCU